CUUGGUGAUGUCGCCACGAGGAGUGACAUGGAGAAGAAGAAGGGCGGAGGACGUUACGAGUCGAAAACAGGAUAAAUCAAUCAUGUCCCGUGUUCGACCAUUGUCUCGACUAUUUCUUCCAUCUCCAUUCCCCAAACACUCUUCCUUCUUCCAUCUCAACUACUCUCGAAUCCCAAUCUCCGCUUCUCAUUCCACAAUCGCCGCAAACAUGUCGAACGAAUGGACCAAGAAGACCUUCACCCUCAACACGGGUGCUAAAAUGCCUGCCGUCGGUCUCGGAACAUGGCAAUCCAAGCCCAACGAGGUCCGCGACGCCGUCAAGUCUGCUCUCCUCGCUGGAUACCGCCACAUCGAUACUGCCCUUGCCUACGGCAACGAGGCUGAAGUCGGCCAGGGUAUCAAGGACUCAGGUGUCCCCCGUGAGGAGAUCUGGAUCACCACCAAGCUGGACAACCCCUGGCACAAGCGCGUCGAAGAGGGCAUCAACUCUUCGCUCAAGGACCUUCAGACCGACUACGUUGACCUUUACCUGAUGCACUGGCCCUCCUCCACCGACCCCGCCGACCUCAAGAAGCACUACCCAGACUGGAACUUUGUCGACACAUGGAGAGAGCUCCAGAAGCUCCCCGCCUCUGGUCGCGUAAAGAACAUCGGUGUCUCCAACUUUGCCAUCAAGAACCUCGAGAUCCUCCUCAAAGACGAGUCCUGCAAGACCGUCCCCGCCGUUAACCAGAUCGAGCUCCACCCCAACAACCCCUCGCCUAAGCUCGUCGACUACUGCAAGGAGAAGGGCAUCCACUGCACCGCAUACUCUUGUUUGGGCUCCACAAACUCGCCAUUGGCGAAUGACGAGGUGCUGAAGAAGAUUGCUGAGGGCAAGGGCAAAUCUACCGCCCAGGUUCUCCUAAUGUGGGGUCUCCAACGCGGCACCUCCGUCAUCCCCAAAUCCGUAACCGCAUCCCGAAUCGAGGCAAACUUCCAGCUCGACGGCUGGUCCCUCUCCGACGACGAAAUGAAGCAACUCAGCAGCCGGCCCGACCGCUUCAAGGUCUGCGGCGACGCGUGGUUGCCCGUCAAGGUCUUCUUCGGCGACGACGAGUAA
Periconia digitata is the source of this 1102-nucleotide messenger RNA. The record is from the annotation of a GenBank genome assembly. NCBI's taxonomy places the organism in Eukaryota, Fungi, Ascomycota, Dothideomycetes, Pleosporales, Periconiaceae.